Molecule: messenger RNA, 2191 nt
Organism: Anopheles bellator
Lineage: Eukaryota; Metazoa; Arthropoda; Insecta; Diptera; Culicidae
Exons: 7
Coding region: 123-2066 (647 amino acids)
Source: RefSeq, a predicted model, not a curated record
ACUACGUCACCCCACUACCGAGCCCACCAAGCCCCCCAGUAUUGCAACGAUAUCAACGAGCAGCAGUGUUGUCCUUAAACUUUUGAGAGCCAGUGUGCUUGGUUCAAGGUUGUCAGUUGACAAUGGAAACGCGGCUCAUUCUGAAGCCGGUUAAAAUGGACGGAUUAGCGAUGAAGCAGAAGCAGUGUACUCCGUUUAUAAAAGUUAUUCUACGACAACAGCAUUCUGAUCCGCUUCGUAUGAUUAUUGAAAAUACGGGAGCAAAGCAGAUAGUGCCGAAACCGGACGAUCCAUCGGUGCUUUUCGUUAGAUAUCCAGAUUCUAGCUUAGCUGAAAUCGCCAAAAAACAGCUGCUUGGUCUCCCACAAGUGAAGGCAGCAACUUACAUGCGUAAUUGGUACUCUUAUUCGCAUGAUGAACCAGCGAACAACAUAUGCGGCAGCGUUGGCCCUGCUUCGCCACAGAGGCAACCGCCACAGCCAGCAAGCUUUGCGAAUGUUAGACCACUGCUCGAAACGUCGCCUACUUUCCUGCGCUGUGUGUAUUGCUCAGCAUACCCAGUUUUGUUUCAAUGCGGUUGUUGUGGUGCGUUUUACUGUAACAUCCAGUGCCAGAAGCGACACUAUCAGACGCACAAACAUUCGUGCCUUAUGCCGCCCCUUGUUGUUAUGCCCAAUUAUGAUUCAAUUGACCUACUGGAAAAGAUACAACCAAAGAUCGGUCUUCCCCAUCUUUCGGUUAACACCCAACAACCGACAUCGGGCACCAAGCCAAAAGGCCUGAUAAAUGCAAAAGCAACUCCAUCGCCACAGCCAAUAAAUGGUGCACCAUCGGGGCGGGUAAUCAAAGGGGAGGCCCGCACCCAGAAAGCUGACGAACCGCCAAAGACCAAGCUACAGCGGGCCGGUUUCCCUGCAGUGGGGGCCACAGUGAAAAUAUCGUACGUUGGGAAAAAUGAGCUCUACAUAUAUGAUGCCCGUCCUGGGCCGAACGGUGCACCCAAUUCGUAUGAAAAACUAAUUCAGCGCUGUGUAAAGGCGGGUCGAAAGAAAGGGCAACCUGUGGUGAAUCCUCCCGCACUUAAUGACAUUUUGCUUGCACCGUUCGGUGGCGAAUAUUACCGCGCCGUGAUCAAUUCAGUAGAAGGGAACUAUGCGGACGUUUUCUUUAUCGAUUUCGGUAAUUCCGAGAAGCUCGAGUGGUCCCAGUUUAGAGAGAUUCUUGAACCGGACCUCAAAUCCGCUGAUCGUACAGCGCACGAAGUGUGGAUCGUAAAUGUUUCCAAGUUCACGGAGCGCAUCCGGCAGAAGCUUAACGAACUGAAGGCUGAAGAAUUUGGACUGUCCAAGGUAAUCGAUAUGUCGAACACAAGCGUUAAACUGGUGGAUCUGCGUCACCCGAAGGAAUCAUAUUACCUUGGCGACAAAUUGCGUCAACUGCUCGAGAAGAACGAGGAGAUAUGCAAAUCACCGCAGAUGAAAAACAUAGUGGUGGCGCCUGCUCCAGAAACUUACGUUCCAGUGUUGGACGACGAAGUAAUUGAAUCAGCGAUUCCAGCAGAAGAUGGCGUUGAGUUGAUCAUAAUAGACGCGUCCUUUUUGAACCAGGAUUCAAUGAAUCAAAUUGCGGUGGUCAUUAAAGCGAACCAGGAAAAGUAUGGUGAGCUUAUGACGGAAAUUUGCUGCUACGGAGAGUCGGAUGCGAAUGAGUACGAUCCUAAGCAAUGUGGUGAGCUGUGUUUGGUCCGUUAUGGCAGCAUAUGGACUCGGGCAAUGCUUACUGAUAUCCAGAGAGGUUUCAGCGAAUAUGUGCUGCUCGAUUUGGGCUUUUUAUGCAGUGUGCCUUCGAAGAACGUGCGUCGAUUUCCUCCGAAACUAUCGCGUACAUUGUACGUCACUGAUUGCAUUGUCGACAAUCCCGAAACGCUGUUCACACUCGCGAAAGUGUCGGCUCCUGAGAAUCUGCGCAACAAACUGAUUAAGGUCAACGUAAAGCCGGAACAGCGGGACAGUAACGCUUCACAGCACGUGAUUGUCAUUUCCGUCGCUGACACCUUCUCAUCAUAAGGACAUUAUUUUACUCUUUCAACAGAUUUUAAAUUUCUCCGAUUGGAAACCAUCUCAAAGUGUUACACAUUUAAAGUUCAUUCCUGAAUUAAACACGGCUCAUGCCGAGCAGAUCAAUAUUCGGA